UCUCCCCAGAGUUCAGGGAGGCGUGCACGCUCCCGUCCAGAUGCCUCUCACCUCGGUUCAAUCGCUGCUCGCCGGCUCCACGCCGUCCAAGGUCGACCCCGUCGUCGAGGCCUUCAACAAGAACUCGCGCUCUGCAAAGUUCUCCGCCAAGGAGGACAUCAACGAGAAGCAGCAGGAGAUUGUCGUCAACGCUUGCUCAGCCGCGCUCGUCCAGGAAGCCCUCAACACCAUGCCCGACUCGUACCUCGCGGACUCGGGCGCGCUGGUGGUGCGCUCCGGCGCCAAGACGGGCCGCUCGCCCAAGGACAAGCGCGUCGUCGCCGAGCCCGGCUCGGAGGACAACGUGUGGUGGGGCCGCGUCAACAUCAAGAUGACCGAGCCUGCCUUCAUGAUCAACCGCGAGCGCGCGAUCGACUACCUCAACACGCGCAAGUCGGUGUACGUGAUCGACGGGUACGCCGGCUGGGAUCCCGCCUACCGCGUGCGCGUGCGCGUCGUCUGCGCCCUCGCCUACCACGCGCUCUUCAUGCGCAACAUGCUGGUGAUGCCCGAGGAGCUGCCCGAGGACGAGCGCGAGGAGGGCGACUUCGUGCCCGACUUCACGAUCCUGAACGCGGGCGGCUUCCCGGCCAACCGGUACGUCGAGGGCAUGACCUCCUCCUGCUCCGUCGACCUCCACCUCGGCCGCAUGGAGAUGGUCAUCCUCGGCACGCAGUACGCGGGCGAGAUGAAGAAGGGCAUCCUCACGCUCGUCAUGUACACGAUGCCGCUCGCCAAGCAGCUGCCGCUGCACUCCUCGGCCAACGAGGACGCCGACGGCAACGUCACCCUCUUCUUCGGCCUCUCGGGCACCGGCAAGACCACCCUCUCCGCCGACCCGCGCCGCAACCUCAUCGGCGACGACGAGCACGUCUGGACCGACCGCGGAGUCUUCAACGUCGAGGGCGGCUGCUACGCCAAGUGCGUGGGCCUGUCGGCGGAGAAGGAGCCCGAGAUCUUCGGCGCGGUCCGGUUCGGCUCCGUCCUCGAGAACGUCAUCAUGGACCUCGACGCGCGCUCCGUCGACUAUGACGACAUCUCGGUGACCGAGAACACGCGCUGCGCGUACCCGCUCUCGUACAUCCCAAACGCAAAGUCGCCGGCGGUGGGCGGGCACCCGAAGAACGUGGUGCUGCUCACGUGCGACGGGUACGGCGUGCUGCCCCCCAUCUCCAAGCUCACCCCCGACCAGGUCAUCUACCACUUCAUCGCUGGCUACACCUCAAAGAUGGCCGGCACCGAGGAGGGCAUCACGAAGCCGGUCGCCGCAUUCUCCGCGUGCUACGGCGAGCCGUUCCUGGUGUGGCACCCGAUCAAGUACGGCACGAUGCUCGCUGAGCGGCUGAAGCAGCACGGCGCCAACGCCUGGCUCCUCAACACCGGCUGGGUCGGCGGCGCGGCGAAGGGGCGGCGCUGCCCGCUGCAGUACACGCGCGCGAUCGUCGACGCGAUCCACGCGGGCGAGCUUGCGAACGCGCACUGCGACACGGAGCCCUUCUUCGGGCUCAAGUACCCGACCAAGGUGAAGGGCGUGCCCGACUCGCUCCUCAACCCCGCCGCCUCGUGGGAGAGCCAGGCCGACUUCGAGGCGACCUCGAAGGAGCUCGCCGCCCUCUUCAACAAAAACUUUGAGCAGUACUUGGGCGACGUGCCCGAGGCGGUGGCGCAGCAGGGCCCCGGGCAGACCAAGAUGGCCUACCCCGCGGCCGCCGGCUCAAACAACUAGCGCCGCCGCCCGCCAGCUGGCCCGCGGCACGCGCGCGGCGCGCCCCGGCAGCCGGCAGCCGGCGCGGCUGUGCACAUGCCCUGUACUUUCCCUUCGGGAGCCGGUCUGCUUCUUCUAUUGUGGUCUCGUAUUUGUGGGCGCGCCGCGGGCGCCACGCGCCGCCGCUCCGACACAACGCUCUCGACGCCUUCCCCGCUCUCGUCUUUUGUGAGUCCGACUGUGUGGCCUUCAGUCUUCAGAGUGUGUUUAGCGUAGCUUGAGUGCAGGAUCGAGACACACUGCGGCUUUUGCCAUGGCUGUUUGGCGCUGAUGAUGGAGGCUGUCGGCACGAUCCGUCUACUGGACGCUCCACUCGGUUCUCACUUCCGCGUCAUUUCGCGUUUUUCUUUUCAAAAUUCCGUUUUCUAAA
Messenger RNA from Emiliania huxleyi CCMP1516, 2174 nucleotides. Its product is annotated as putative phosphoenolpyruvate carboxykinase. The transcript is spliced from 3 exons. Lineage: Eukaryota; Haptophyta; Isochrysidales; Noelaerhabdaceae. Gene Ontology annotation, molecular function: phosphoenolpyruvate carboxykinase (ATP) activity; ATP binding. The record is from RefSeq and is a predicted model, not a curated record. Gene Ontology annotation, cellular component: cytosol. The coding region runs from base 41 to 1765 and encodes 574 amino acids. Gene Ontology annotation, biological process: gluconeogenesis.